Messenger RNA from Prunus mume (Japanese apricot), 2710 nucleotides. Its product is annotated as cysteine-rich receptor-like protein kinase 2. Gene Ontology annotation, biological process: protein phosphorylation. The record is from RefSeq and is a predicted model, not a curated record. Gene Ontology annotation, molecular function: ATP binding; protein kinase activity. NCBI's taxonomy places the organism in Eukaryota, Viridiplantae, Streptophyta, Magnoliopsida, Rosales, Rosaceae.
UACCUUGUCCUUAAUGGUAGGUCAAGCUACGCAGGCACUGAAGAUGAAGCAAGAAUAUCUGGGUAUGGUAUUGCCAAUAACAAUUACAUCAAUAUGGUGGUGGAGUUGUCUGAUCAGAGGCGUUGAUGCAAGCCCACAGAUCAAUCUACUAAACAAGGGCUGCAGCCAAUACAAUGCCACAAACUUGCCUGACUUCUAUACCAAUCUCAACGCCACUUUCUCAGACCUCAAAACACAGCUCAACAAAAACAGCACCCACUUUGCCACGGCACAGCAGGCCAGGGGUUCGGAUCCCGUCUACGCCAUGGUGCAGUGCAGGAACUACCUCUCCGCCGCUGACUGCGCUGCUUGCUUCGCCGCCGCGGUGUCCCAAAUUCGCAACUGCUCCGCGGCCAACGGUGCCCGUGUCAUCUACGACGGUUGCUUCCUCAGGUACGAGAGCGCUGGGUUCUUUGACCAGACUACCCUUCCUGGUAAUGUAGGGCUUUGUAGCAAUAAAACUGCAUCACAAGCUACCGCAUUUAGUGCAGCUGCUGGAAAAUUGCUAGUGGAUCUCCAACUUGCAACACCAAAGAUCAACGGUUUCUUUGCAGCAACUAAGAAUGAAGUUGUUACUAGUGGUAGUGGAAAUGAAACAGUCUAUGGUGUGGCACAAUGUGCAGAGACAAUCAGCAAGACUGGUUGCCAAGAUUGCUUGAAUGUGGCAUACGCCAACCUUCAAAGCUGCCUGCCUGAUACGGAUGGCAGGGCCGUCGAUGCCGGGUGCUUCUUGAGGUACUCUAGUACUUCUUUCUUCCCGGACAACCAGACUACGAACAUAGCGUCCUUCUUAAAAACUGGAGGCAAUUCAAGAAAGAAAGCCAUCAUUAUUGGAGUCGUAGUUGGAGGUGUAGGUCUUCUUAUUCUCAUUGUUGGAGUUCUACUCUAUUUUAAACUUUCAAGAAAGCCCGAGGCUGCUCGUAGAGGUGAUAUUUUGGGUGCAACCGAGUUGCAAGGACCAAUGAAUUACAAAUAUAAAGAUUUGAAGUCGGCAACAAAAAACUUCAGUGAAGAAAACAAACUUGGAGAAGGAGGAUUUGGGGACGUCUACAAGGGUACUCUAAACAAUGGAAAAAUAGUUGCAGUUAAAAAACUAGCAAUUCUCCAAUCCGACAGGGCAAAGGCGAAUUUCGUAAACGAAGUGAAACUGAUAAGUAACGUUCAUCACCGGAAUCUCAUUCGUCUUCUUGGAUGUUGUAGCAAAGGACCAGAGUUACUUCUCAUAUAUGAAUACAUGGCAAACAACAGCCUCGACAGAUUCAUAUUUGGUCCAAAAAGAGGCUCUCUCAACUGGAAACAGCUAAAUGACAUAAUCCUGGGUACAGCUAGGGGUCUUGCCUAUUUACAUGAGGAGUUUCAUGUAUGCAUCAUACAUAGAGAUAUAAAAACCAGCAAUAUUCUUUUGGAUGAUAGUUUCCAGCCAAAAAUUGCAGAUUUUGGGCUGGCAAGGCUUCUACCUGAUGAUCAGACUCAUCUUAGUACCAGAUUUGCUGGAACAUUGGGAUACACAGCACCUGAAUAUGCAAUUCAUGGCCAAUUGUCAGAAAAGGUGGAUACAUAUAGUUAUGGUGUGGUUGUCCUUGAAAUCAUAAGUGGCCAAAAGAGCAGUGAAAUCAAAUCUGAUGCUAUGGGUGAAUUUCUACUUGAAAAGGCAUGGAAACUGUAUGAGAAUGGCAAGCAUGUGGAGCUGGUGGAUCCAAAUCUGGAUCCAAAUGAAUACAAACCAGAAGAUGUAAAGAAGAUUAUAGAAAUUGCUCUGAUGUGCACUCAACCAUCAGCUGCUCAAAGGCCUACAAUGUCCGAAGUUAUAGUUCUACUUAAAAGCACUAGCUCCGUGGAGAAUAGGGCGCUCACUAGGCCUGUUUUUGUUGAUUCUGAUAAGAGAGUGAAGGGAGACACAUCAACCUCUACUGCUUCCUCCACAUCCAACGCCACCGUAUCGGUUUCUCAAGUUUCAGGUCGCUAAGUGCUAAUUAAAGCAGUAUAUUUCAACUCUUGUACUUAAAAUUUGGGAGUUUCUAUUGGUUGUUUAUAGUUUCAAAGCAAAGAUGUAUUUUUAUGUCUACUAGGAUUGUUAACAAUAGUGAUUUCACACUCCUUUUUCUUCAUUUGAACUCCUCUUGGUUUUUCAUGUAAAGCACAAAUGCUAGUUGUAUGGCCCAGAGCCAAACAUUUGAUGUACUUUAAAUCUUUAGUAUUCAAUAAUACUGCAUAACUGCUGAUAUUUACAUGAAUGUUUCAUAAAAUUGAAGUGGAGAAGAAACUAUCUUAAAGAGUUGAGAAUGAGUUUGGGUGGCUUGAGUGAAAACACUUUAUCCAUCAACACAAGGAGAUGGUGAAGGCAUCUUAUUAUGGCGGGAUCAUUUGCAUCCUCCAGAGCCUUUCUUUUUCAGAAUACGGGUAGAUUUUAAUCAUUAAACUAGGAAUGUAAAUGCUAGAUGUUACAAACAUACAAAUCAUAAUCAUAAUCAUAAUCAACAUUACGUAGUUACAAACAUACAAGAUCCAUCCACAAUUGGUACAUAUACAGCAGAAUCAGAGCAUCAUUGUUCCCUCACAGAUACACACAUCACCUUAACACAUGCUCUUAUUCUUUUAUUGAAUUACAUGGAGUUUCUGACUAUGUUUCUUUUUCUUUCAUUCUCUUAUUCGUUUAUGGAAUUACAUAUAU